Neolamprologus brichardi is the source of this 1870-nucleotide messenger RNA. Lineage: Eukaryota; Metazoa; Chordata; Actinopteri; Cichliformes; Cichlidae. The record is from RefSeq and is a predicted model, not a curated record.
AUGCUAACAAGCAGUGUAGUGGCCACGUACCGGCGUCCCGGGACCCGACCCCGCGGAGGAGCCUCCGGCCGGGAUACGGAGCGCAGACAGCCGCUCAAACCGACCAAAGAGCCGCAGAGACGGUUAGCUUCAGACCUGCUGAUCCCAGCACGGAGCAGCCAUCUUCAGCUACAGCAGGGCCCGCCCACCGCGUGUGUGUCAGUGCGUGACUUCAGGGUGUCCAUUCGGAGGACGGAGGCGUCUGAUCGCUGCAGGCUGAAGGGGGACGGCGUCCUGCGAGCUGACAUGGACGCUCUGCACCUGCUGGACAAGGGAGGGGACAUCGUGUACACCUGGCCGUACAGAUACCUGCGGCGCUUUGGACGCGACAAGGCCACUUUCUCCUUCGAGGCGGGUCGGCGCUGCGACUCCGGCGAAGGGAACUUUGAGUUCGACACCAAACAGGGGAACGUCCUUUUCCAGGCCGUGGAAGCCGCCAUCAACCUGCAGAAGGUCGCCCCUCCCCACAGACAGACCUCCGGGGGGGGCCAGGCGAGUCCAGACACCACCCAGAGCUUCAGCUUGCCCCCCCCACCGCACCUGCCGCUGGCCCAGAGCAGGACGCUGCCUCAGCCCCGCAGCCAGAUGCCCCCGGCCGCUCAGGCAGCGGACGACGUGUACAGCAUGGUGAGCGAGCCGCCGAACCUCCAGAUGAUUCAUCACAUCGACAAAGAGAGCUGCAACGCCUCACAGCAGCAGCAGCAGCGCCCCCAGAUGUGUCGUCUCGAGCCUCCGGUGGACAAAACUCUGACCGGAGUGAAGAGUUUGAACCUGGACUCUCGCCUCCCCGCCCCUCGCAAGAAUCAGGUCAAGAUGAUCUCCAGCUGCCCCCUGCCCAACGCCAGCCCCGACUCCAGCCCUAAUCUCAACACCGGCCCCGCCCCCGGCUCGGUCCCCAACCCCCGCCUCAGCCCCAAGCCGAGCGCCAAGCCGGAGCAGACGUACUCGCAGAUCACCAUGUCGACCGAGAGAGGCACCAAGAGGGAGAAGAGGAGCGCCAACGUGGCGGCGCCCUGCACCGGCAGCGAGGCAGACUACUCGCUGCCCUUCGACACCAUCGCCAAGAACGUCAUGACCGACAUCCUGAAGUCUCACCGUACAGACAGCGGCCAUGCGGGCGCCGACCCGCUGUACGACAGCAUUGACGAGAUGAAGAUCAGGAACGUCUUCAGGAGCGAUGGUGACGCCGUCAAGACGUUGGACCACAUCUAUGACGAGCCCGAAGGCUGCGCCGCCGCCGCCAAAGGACAGAAAUCCACCCCCUCCACCUCGGUGUACGACGACCCCGAGGAGAUGAGAGGAGAUGCCUGGAGGAUUAUGGGUACAGCUGCUGACCCCAAAGGUCACGAGUACCCGUAUAACCCCCGAGUCGAUGACUACGCCGUGCCCAAACAAGCCCAGAGGGCGUUCCCCAAAUCACAAAGCAGCAACGAAGAAGAAGAAGAAGAAGAAGAAGAAGCGGACGAGGAGAGUGAGGAGCCUGGGUUAAGGGAGGAGCUUAGAGAGCAGCACCAGGAUUCGCCGUACAACAACGUGAUGGUGAAAAUGGCGUAGAAGAGACCCGAGCGACGAAGUUAGUUUUACAGAAUUAUUUAUAAGUUGUAACUUUGAGUUUGGUUGAUCAUGUGACCGAUGUCGCCUUCAGGCACUUUGUAAAGUUUAACUCUGAGCGAGCCGGCGCUGUCGGCGCCACCUGCUGGUUCUUACUUGCUUUCUCCAGUUUUGUUGCUUUUACCUUGAAUGUGGGCGCUGCUGUGAUGAUGUUACGUGUCGUAUGUUCAUGUGAACACGUGCAGCUGUGAGGACAAUAAAGUCGAACUGUAGCAUCCGU